AUGGGUGCGGAAACUCCGCUGGGAGGACCGAAGACUCCGCUGGGACGGCUUGUUCUUGCCAAGGAUUGGAAGCGUUGCCGCGUCAUGUCGCUUCCGGAGCGUCCAGAACACGCGCUAAUUCUUAUCUUUUCACUGCCAGGAUACAUGUGGACUCAUAAAAUUAGACGUGAUGAAAGUGCUGGUGUCAUCAUGUUUGAAUAA
This is a messenger RNA of Penicillium odoratum, 201 nucleotides long. RefSeq lists its product as uncharacterized. Lineage: Eukaryota; Fungi; Ascomycota; Eurotiomycetes; Eurotiales; Aspergillaceae. The coding region runs from base 1 to 201 and encodes 66 amino acids. The record is from RefSeq and is a predicted model, not a curated record. The transcript has a single exon.